Molecule: messenger RNA, 1227 nt
Organism: Closterium sp. Naga37s-1
Lineage: Eukaryota; Viridiplantae; Streptophyta; Zygnematophyceae; Desmidiales; Closteriaceae
Source: the annotation of a GenBank genome assembly
AUGAGAGAGCGCUUUGCCUACCUCGCGACCCUCGCCCGUCGCCCUUGCUUUCUCCGUCCACUGCCCUCAUCCCGCCCGUCGCCCUCGCCGCCUCGCCGCCUCGCCGCCAAACCGCCCGUCGAGGUCGGUUCCCUCGCCCGUCGCUCUCGCUUCCCCCGCCCGUCGCUCUCGCUUCCCCCGCCUACUACCCUCGCCUCGCCUGUCGCCCUCGCCGCUUCCCCGCCCGUCGCCCUCGCUUCCGCCCGUCACCGCCCGUCACCCUCCCUUCCGCCCGUCACCCUCCCUUCCACCCGUCGCCCUCCUUUCCGCCCGCCGCCCUUCCUUCCCCUCGUCGCGCUUCCUUCCGCCCAUCGCCCUCCCUUCGUCUCGUCGCCCUCCCUUCGUCUCGUCGCCCUCCCUUCCUCCCGUUGCCUUCCCGUCCGCCUGCCGCCCUUCUUUUCCCUCGUCGCGCUCCCUUCCCCCCGUUGCCCCCCUUCGUCUCGUCGCCUCUCUGUCGCUCGUCGCCCUCCUUCCCGCUCGUCCCCUCGCAAUCCCCGUCUCUCUCUCCCCCCGUCGCCCUCUCUUUCCCCGUCGCCCUCCCAUCCACUCCUCGUUGUCCUUGCCAUCCCUCCCUUCUCCCUUCUCAUCUCGCACACUUCUCUCUCCCCGGCAUCUCCCUCGCUCCCCACGUCCUCUUCCCUGCAUCCCCCCAUCCCCUUCCGUGCUUCCCCCCAUCCCCUUCCGUGCUUCCCCCCAUCCCCUUCCGUGCUUCCCCCCAUCCCCUUCCGUGCUUCCCCCCAUCCCCUUCCGUGCUUCCCCCCAUCCCCUUCCGUGCUUCCCCCCAUCCCCUUCCGUGCUUCCCCCAAUCCCCUUCCGUGCUUCCCCCCAUCCCCUUCCGUGCUUCCCCCCAUCCCCUUCCAUGCUUCCCCUCAUCCCCUUCUGUGCUUCCCCCCAUCCCCUUCCGUGCUUCCCCCCAUCCCCUUCCGUGCUUCCCCCCAUCCCCUUCCGUGCUUCCCCCCGUCCCCUUCCGUGCUUCCCCCCAUCCCCUUCCCUGCUUCCCCCCAUCCCCUUCCCUGCUUCCCCCCAUCCCCUUCCCUGCUUCCCCCCAUUGCCUUCCCUGCUUCCCCCCAUCCCCUUCCCUGCUUCCCCCCAUCCCCUUCCCUGCUUCCCCCCAUCCCCUUCCCUGCUUCCUCCAUCCUCUCGCACUCUCACUCUCCUUCCCCCACCCUCUGCCCUGUUCCCUCCUAG